AAAGUAUGGGUGAAUGAUCUGAGAGGCCUCUCCUGUCUAAUCGUCUUGAAGGACCAUAUGAAUGAACAAAGGGAGAACGUGAGAUGAACCAUUAUUCAAAUGAAACCAGAGGAGUUUUCGGGGUUUUGGACAUGAAGAAGACUCGGAGUCGAAGGCUUGAACAUCAAGCACCGAACACUUCCACAUUCUUGUCGCCACAACUGACCCCGUUUCGACUUUCCUUUGCAGAGACCUCUAUCUAUUAUCCACUGCCUCUUAUCCCAUCCACAAUAAAUCUCGCUUUGCCUUCGGGUAGUUGGUUGUAAUUCUGUCCAGAAUUACAAAUUUUAAUUUAUAUUUUGUUAUAAAUUGAAUUUGACUGUUGGUUUAUUUUAGUUUGUAUAAUCAUGGUUUGUUAAAUCAGUGCAAUCAUGUUUUAUUAAAAGGAUC
Messenger RNA from Marchantia polymorpha subsp. ruderalis, 429 nucleotides. NCBI's taxonomy places the organism in Eukaryota, Viridiplantae, Streptophyta, Marchantiopsida, Marchantiales, Marchantiaceae. The record is from the annotation of a GenBank genome assembly.